AUGGCCAGAUUGGGGGCUUCACUAUCGGCUGCUGCGAGUUGGCUCGCCGUAUUCGCCUCGUUCACGACAGCUUUUGCUGCGACGGAGACCAUUUACAUCACCGGGCAGGAUAAGGAUGGCAACACCGCAGAGCUCGCCACCAACCGACGUCCCGCCUUGUUCACUGGCGACUUUGGCGACUGCCUUGGAGGACAGAGUCUUUUCAACGUCACCAAAUUCGACGCCGCCUACUAUGCCGACAACAUGACGGUCCAGUUCCAUCUCGAUGGAACAACCAGCAUCCGAAACGAGUCGUUGAUGAAUGGCGAGACAAGAUUCGAGAUGAACUUUAACCCGUGCAUGACCAACAUCGCGAGUCUGUGCCCUUUGAAUGCGAGCGUUCCGAUUACUGCCUUCGCCGAGUUUAGGCUCACGCCAGCUCAGAUCGAUGGCAUUCCCUCCAUCGCCCUCGACAUCCCCGACUUUGAAGGUUCAGCCCGUAUCCAGAUCUUUGCAAACUCGAGCGAGACUCAAAUCGGUUGCUUCCAGGCCGUUAUGCGGAAUGGUAACAGCUUCUCUCAUCCUGCAGCCAUUUCCUCGAUCCUCGGCGUCUUCACUCUGGCCGCAAUCCUUGCUUCAGUUGCAACUGCAAUCUACGGCGUCAGCAUUACUCACAUCAGAACGCAUUACGCCCACUCUCUAUCAGUACUUGUCAUCUUUGAGACUUUCCAGACCGUCUUUUUCUCCGGCGCCCUAUCUGUCGACUGGCCCAGCGUUCUGCCUGCCUGGUGGAGCAACUUUGGAUGGGCUGCGGGCAUGAUAUACAGCAAGCAAAUGGUUGACUCGAUUGACGGAUUUGCCGGAGUGACUGGUAAUGCUAGUCAAGUCGGUGGUGCAGGAUCGACGGUCAUCAACACCGGCGGCGGUAUAGUCCAACAGAUCUACGGGCGCUCAUUUGAUAGUCUCUCGGACACCCCCAUCGAAGUUGCCCCUCUUCCGCAAAUCGCCAAGCUCGCUGUCAGAGAGCUCAACACAAGCAAUCCCUAUGAAUACUACUGGUCCGGCUCUCCGGUAGCCCCUGGAAUGCCUACACCUGGUAAAUGGAUUGGAUUUGCUGGAGAUCUGUCAGCUCUUGGCAUCCCGGCCGCGGAUGCCUUCACCAUCGGUCUCGUCUGGUGGUUGGUAGCAAUCGGCCUUGUUGCUGUGUCCAUUACCGUUCUCAAGUUCUCUCUUGAUGGAAUGGCACGGUUCAAGCUGAUGAACGAGGACCGCUUCUUGUACUUCAGGAAUCAUCUAGGAGGGUACCUGGCGGCUGGUGUUCUGCGAACGCUCCUCGUUGCGUUCUUCUCUCUGAUGACUUUGGCCCUGUUCCAAUUCAACAUACGCGCACCCGCCGGCCCUACCGCUAUUGCGGCCAUCUUCUUUCUCAUACUACUGGUGGGCGUUGGUGGCAUAGCCGCUUAUGCCUGUUUCUUCCGUCUACGCCUCGGAAAGUACGAAAUGGGUCCUGACACGAUCGUCUUUGAGCAAGGCAAGCUACUUAGCUCGGUUCCGGCUGUCGCAGCAACCCGCGCAAGCAACCUCGGGGAGAAGGAAACAACGGCGAAACGAUACGGGUCGAUGCCCUUCUUCAAGAUUCGCUACGUUGAUGACGACCCCAACCGAACGACAGUCCACAAGGACGAGGCGUACAUCAAGCGAUUCGGCUGGCUUGCUGCUCGAUACCGCCGGACGAGAUGGUGGUUUUUCGCGUGUUGGCUCGGCUACCAGUUCAUUCGGGCAUGCUUCGUCGGCGGUGGAGCCCGAAACCCGCUUGCGCAAGUCUUUGGACUUUUCAUCUGGGAGAUCAUCGCUUUCCUGGUGUUUAUCAAACUGAACCCGUUUGAGGGCCAGCGAAACAACUCCCUGGCGAUUUGGAUGCUCGGCAUUGCAAAGGUGGCGACUGCCGGUUUCUCCAUCGCCUUCUUACCCGCCUUUGCUAUUGGUCGCAUCCUAUCGACAGUGUUUGGCAUCAUCAUCAUCGUGGUUCAGGGCUUCCUCGUCGUCGCGGUGUUGGUUUUGAUCGUCCUCGGUUGCAUCUCGUCAUGGAUGUCGCUCAACCGGAACCGCGAGCAGUUCCCCGAGAAGCUGGACGGACUUCGCAUUAGAUACUACGAGCACAUGGCAGCAAAGGCGGACGAUCUCCCUCCGCCCCCGAAACCCGACCCCAGCCAACUUCCCCCUCGGGAGCCCCCACAGCCGUACUUCAACGUAACCAGUGUUCGUCGAGCUCGCAAGAUUGAAGAUGAGCACGAAGCGGGUGAGAUGGAGGACGUCAUUCGGCCUGUGAAUGCAUCGGUUGUUCAGUUUGCACCGGGCACGAAGACCAGAAACCGAGCGAAUAGUGCCAGUUCGCGCUACUCGGUUAACUCCUUGCCGCGCCGUGCCAGAGCAAACUCUCACCGCGCGUCAUGGAGUUCAGCCGAUUUCGCCGAGUGGGAUAAGCAGGUGACCCGUGAGCGGUCUGGCUCACUUACCCACCGCAACGGCCAUCAACGAAAUGGUUCCUUCCGACAGGUGUCUCACUCGGAAUCCCAGCCAGAUCUUGGUCGUGGAUCCAACAACAACACGCCACUUCCGGAGCGGUCAGCGUCAACGAAUGAGCUUCGCCGGAUCAUGACGCCCACCGAAGAGGUUCCGGAGGAGCACAUUAUGACUCCUGGCGCCAUGGUUGCGGACGAAAAGCGCGACAGCAAGUCGGAUGAGUCCACGAUCUCACCAAUCCAUGAGGGAGACGAGGACAAGUAUUUUAAGACGAAGGGGGAUGUUUCGCCCAUCCAAGAGAAGGACCAGAAGGCUUGA
This is a messenger RNA of Colletotrichum chrysophilum, 2820 nucleotides long. RefSeq lists its product as uncharacterized. Bases 1 to 2820 code for a protein of 939 amino acids. The transcript has 3 exons. NCBI's taxonomy places the organism in Eukaryota, Fungi, Ascomycota, Sordariomycetes, Glomerellales, Glomerellaceae. Gene Ontology annotation, biological process: transmembrane transport; fungal-type cell wall biogenesis. The record is from RefSeq and is a predicted model, not a curated record.